This is a messenger RNA of Nakaseomyces glabratus, 7908 nucleotides long. RefSeq names its product Fmp27p (gene FMP27). The record is from RefSeq and is a predicted model, not a curated record. NCBI's taxonomy places the organism in Eukaryota, Fungi, Ascomycota, Saccharomycetes, Saccharomycetales, Saccharomycetaceae.
AUGUCUGGUCGAUUGUGGCAACAGGCUUCUGAUUCAGUGGUAGAUGUGUUGCCCAUCCUCAAAUGGUCGAUGAGGGAGCUGUUCUACCGCAGCACAUGGCAUAUUCUUAAUGCAGUUGUUGUUUUUCUAGUUGUCAAGUUUUUGCUUAAGGUGCUUAUAGGCUUGAACAUAGGAUUCAUCAACCCGCUUCGACUAAGGGUUUGCCAUCUGUCCUACAAAGACAAAAUCCAAAUUUCUUAUAUCCAGUUCAACCCAUGGCAGAAGAGAAUUACUGUGAGUGGACUCAAGUUGAAAAUACUCAAGGAAAAGAGUAAUAAGACGGAGGAAGUCAAAACUGAAAAGAAGGAAAAUAGUAAUAAAAAGAGCCUGGCUAAAUAUGCAAAGUAUUUCCCAAUAUUAAGAAGGAUACUAGACGGGUUUGAAUUUCAUCUAGAAGAUCUCCAAUUAAGUGACCUCGGCAUUAGCAUUGCUGGGAUUGGAUUAAUAAUAUCUACAAUUCCUAAAACAGGUCAAUUAGAUACUCAAUUCUAUUUAAGGAAGGUUCUAUGGAAAGAUGAAAUCAUUUGUAAUGAAUCUAUUAUCUCUUUUAAAGCUGAUACUGUUACUGAUGCGGCCAAAUUGAACGAGUCACAGUUCCUGGAAAACAUAUAUCUAGAUCUCAAAUUUGGAGGUAUUAAUAUACCAAUGAAUUACUUAGCAGCUUUCAAGAAAAGUAAGGAAACUGUUGACGUGGGGCACCUUCUGGAUUAUGAAGAAUCGGAACAAGACAUUUUGGUGAGAAACAAACUGGAAAUGGAAAUGGAAAUGGAGAGAUUGCGCUUCACUGAUGAGGAUAUUUUUGAAGCAGUGAAUAAUAUUGAGAAUAUUUUAGAUACUGUUCGGGAAUAUUCUGAUAUAUUAUCCGAUUUUACUAUUUCUAUUGAUAAAUUUGGUGUGAAAAAUAUGAUGGUAACAUCUCACCCGGCAUUACUCAAAAUGAAUGAUUAUAUGAACUAUUCUUUUUGUUGUUCAAAUUUUACUUUCAACGCCAGCAAGUACAGGAAUGAUAUGCCUGGUUUUAAGUUACUGUUUAAAGAGGAGGACUCGCCAUUUAAAAUUAGUUCUGCUAUAUCGAGGAUUGAUUUUAAUGUUAAUCUAAAUAGAGUUGAUAACAAUACAUCUGAGGUACUAAAAUUGGUCUCUAUCCCGAAUAUAACACUAUUUGGUGAAACAAACAUACUGUCCCAGAAGUUUAGGACUUGUAAUACGACUGAGGCAGUUUCGGAGAAUUCUCUUUUUAAUAUAAAGAGUACAAUAUCUUCCCCUACUAUAGAUGUCUCCUUAUCAGAUCUCUCCUUUUUGAAAUCGUUUAAAAAGAACAUAAAGGUCUUUACAAGUACUUGUAGUGGAUGCAUGUUUAAGAAUGAGGUUCGCAAAGAAAAUUCACAUACGAAGAUGAAACAAAUUUUAAGCACAUAUUUCAAGACGUUUUUGCCACUAAUUAAUUUGAAAUUCAGCCUAGAAGACCCAAAGUUUAUAAUAAAUCAUAAUAAUAACCUAAUAAUGGCGCAACUUUCGGUGCUUGUUUUUGACUAUGAAUCUAUGUGUGAUCUUGUGGCAAUUAAUGAGAAGAGGAAAGAGAUUAUUUAUGAGUCUUGGUGUAAUGUUGAAUUGCUGGAUGUUAACCUAAUCCAUAUAAACAAACACCAGAAAUAUGAACAAUCAAUCUUUUCUUCUGACAGUAUUGCAAUUAAUAACAAACUGAAACUUCUUCCUGACUUAAUCGUAUCCAGUGAAAUGAUCAUUGAUACAUUGAAUGUAGAUCUGUCAGAAUUACCGACGCUCAAAAUGUUAAGUGAUGUUGUUAGGAAAUUAGAUGAUGAAAUAUAUGCAGUAGAGCAGUUUUACUUCAAUAAUUUAUAUGAGGAGUUCUCAACUGUGAUUAGAAAUGCUAAAAAGCAAUGCAAUGUGAUUGGAAAAAACAUGGUAGAAAAUGAGAUUCCACUAAAAGAGAUGAUAUAUAAAUCACUUCCCGAUUUUUUUGAUUACUUUUUGUUGACUGUAAGAAAUGUUUCAGCCACACUGGGUAUUAGGUCUGUGUUUAUGCCGAAAGAUAAAUUUACUUCUUUAGAACCCCAAAGCGGAAAGGACUUUAUUGAUGGAAAGUUAAGGAAAUACUGCAAUCAAAUCAAUAAGUUGCAAGUGACGUUUUUUGGGAAUAAGACGCAAUGGCAUAGUAAUAUAAAUGGUGGACAUGUUGGUAUGACGCGGUCAGGUGAUGAGAAUAAAUACAAAUCUUACUACGCAUCGGAGCUGGAUGAUAUUUCUACAAGUGAUGCAACUGAAGUUGAAAGACCCUGGAAUCUAUCUCUCUUGAUAGAUAAAAUCACUUCCACAAUAAUUGGUGAAUGUCCUCAACUAAGUGAUAAGCUGACCAUAAAAACAGUUGCCAAGAUCGCAAUUAUAUCGAUAAAAGUAUUUCCUGAAACUGAAUAUUAUGAUACAAAUGAAAAUGCCAAGGUUAUAGUACAGAUUGAAAAUAAAUCAAUAAAGGCAAUUAUUUCUCUGAUGAAUAUUUUCUUCAUUUUGUCCGGUAUUCAUACAUUACAUCAUAUUUUUGGAAAUGCAGUGGAGGAAAAUAAAGGACCUUCCAAAGCUAAGAAAUUCUUCCUUGCAGUGUCUAAAGUAAAGAAGAAAUCUUCUAUAAAAAAAAUUAGAUGGACUGAUAUAAAACAAAUGCUGACAGUCAACAUUCAUUCAGAACAAUAUGAGCAGAUAUUUGUUUUACCAAAUGAAUUGCGGACUUCUUUAGAUUUUUCACAUAUGUUCUUGACUAUUGAAAACCUUAACAAUAUUUCAUUUACUGGUGAAUAUUUCCGUACUUGCAUAGAAUCACCUACUAUUAAACACUAUUGGGUUAGAUUGAUCACAAUUGUUCGAUACAAGGUUAAUGCUGAUAUUGAAAAACUCAAGAGCCAAACUCAGAAGAACAAUGACAGUGGUGGGAAUUCAGAACCUGGGGUCACCUUAGAAAACGAGUCUUGGCAUUUCUCAAUACCAUAUGACUUUGAAAUGUUUAGAAUAUUUGAUAACUUUUCCACAAUUGCUAAGACACUAAAACAGCUAAUCUAUUCAUUCAAGUCCUCUAAAAAUGACCUUGUGAUAUUUGCCAAGCCUGUGAGUGCAGCAAUAUUACCAAACAUAAAAUUAAAAUCUAAUAGACUGUUAUUCACUGUAGAUGAUGAUCCUUUUGAAGCUGAACUAAAUUCAAUUUUCCAAAUUGGAUUACAGGAACAACGUAGUCGACUGGAGAAAAGGAAAGAAUUCAAUGAGCAAGCCCUAAAGUCCCUCCAUGGACGAGCAGGUGCUACCUCUCAUACUGAUAUUUCGGUGGAAGAGUUGAUUUGGAAGAAGAGGUUGAAAAUAAACAAAAAAAAUACGCCUGAUCAAUUAAUAAAACAAAAUAUGCCCCUAGUUAAUACGCCAUUUAACAUAGAUGGAAAACAAAACAAGAAUAAAACAGCUGAUCACUUAAUAACAGCUGAGUUAGAGACGGAAUAUGAUAAAUUACAAGAACAACUUUCUCACUCAUGGAUUGAAAGGAUUAGAAGUCACAAACAGAAACAGCAUAAAAAGUUUCUUUCAGACUUCACAUAUGUAUGGGGUCGCGUCAACUAUUCUAAACUCCCUGAUGAUAUCAAUAAGCGUGUACUUGACUUUUCUACUAACCCAUUUCUAACUACUUUAAUUAUCGAGGAUAUUGAUGUUGACAUAGCCAAACCUCAUUGUGGGGUUGAACAUAUUCCAGACUUUAUUUAUGAAGUUGGCAAAGGUGUUCCAAAAGAUACAAAAUACUCCAUAUUAGUGCCAAUGCAUUUAGAUGCCAAAUUCAGUGAAAUAAGAUGGCAUCUAAGAGAUUACCCGUUACCAUUUGUAUAUAUGCCAAAACUUUUACCGUCUCAAUCGAGGGAAUCUCAGUCAAUACGUAUACAUGGUGACUUCAUGGUAACCGAAGAUAUGAUAUAUUCUGAACAGGAACUAAGAACUGUAUUUGUUCCCCUAGUUCCAUCAAUCAUUGUUGAAAACAAGGAUAAGUUAUAUUCCCUAUUGGUUCCAAGAACAAUGACUAGUAUCAAGCUAUUUACCAACCUGGAAUUUGACUUACAUUCAAAAGAUACCCUAACUGUAACCUGGGGCGGAUCUUACUCUCCAGCCAUUCAACAAGUAAUGCAAUGCCUAGAUAAUUUUUCAAAACCUCCAUUAGAUCCUUCUCCUAAGGUGGGCUUCUGGGAUAAAGUUAGAUAUAUCUUCCAUGGUAGAAUUAAUAUCAAUCUGAAAAACAACGGUAAAUUUGAAAUAGCUUUGAAAGGGUCUAAAAGCCCUUAUAAGAUCGGAGGCCAAGAUGCUGGUUUUGUAAUUGGUUUUGAGGAUGAUGUUAAAAUUAUCUGUAAUCCUAAUGAUGAUCCAAAAGACUUUUUGACUUGCUCAGCUGAUCGUGUACAUUUUAGUAUUCCAAAUCACUUUGCCAAGCCUUUAUUAGUUUGGUCAAGUCCCAGUAAAGAUGCUAUUUUUAUCCCUAAUCAAAGUGAUACCAACUUACAAGAGUCUGCAUCCUUUUAUUAUUUACUAAAUUUGGAAGACAAGGUCAAUCAGAAUUCAGAUAUUCAUUCCAUGAAAGGGGCGUACAUCGAAAAGACUGGAAUAAAACUAACUGGUGGGAUGAAAUUAAAACUUGGGUUCGUCUUUGAGAGACUAAUAAGAGGUACAAGUGAUCGAACAUAUGAUUCGCGGAAUCACUGGGAUGUCCGUCUCUGUAACCCUAUCUAUGUCUCUGAUUUGCAUGAUCACGAUUCAUUUAAUGACUUUAGAAGUGACUUUAUCCAUCUAUCUUUAGUGCUUACGUCUAAAUCCGAAACAUCUUACAACGCACUUCAAUUGAGCCCUAAAGGAUUGCGAACUUUCUUCAGUUGGUGGAAAAUGUUCAGUGGUAAUUUCCCUGUUAGAAGAGGGCCAUUAUUUGGUUUACAGAGUAUUGCUCCUAAGUUUGGUGAACAUUUGGAAACUCUUACUUAUUAUGCGGAUGUAUCACCAUUAUAUAUUACACACAUGUACCAUAAUCUUGAUGCUGAUAAGAUUAUGAAAAAGAGUUUCCUAGAUACCUCAGAAUACGCCGGUAUCAAGGCUAAGGCUGGGCGGUUUUUAAUGGAUUUGCAUCAAAGGAAGGAAGUUUUUACAGAAUAUCAGGAAGAAUUGGACAGAAUAAAGAAGGUUCAAAAAUUGAAGUUCCUUGAUGGACUAGUUGCAACUUUUGAUAUUGAUAUAAGAGCAGUUCAUGGUCUUUUCACUAAACUGGAGUAUACUGAGCAAAGAGAAGAUGCCAAGUAUGACAUUCAUGACAAUGACAUGCAAUGGAUUGAUUUGACUGAUUUCCAAGAAGCUUUCUAUGUUGAAAUCGAUAACUUCCUGCCAAAUAUUAAAAUUCUUCCCAUGUUAAGUGCCCAUAAGUUUAUAUAUAGCAAGCAUGCAAGCUAUGGUGAUAAAUAUCAAGUUGAUCCAAAAACUUACAAUCCGAUUAAGCCAUUUGAUAAUUCAAUUUCGCAUGAUUGUGCUAUCAGAAAGCCUUUUACUCCAAAUUUUGAGGUUAUAAGAGAUAGAUUGGAGCGUCUGAAGCAUGUGAAAGCUACCAUUGAAAGUAAUCACUACGGAAUGGACUCAGAGUCAGAACAGAAGGCUCAUGAAAAAUACCUCGUUAGAUCUGAAGCUAGUGUUAGAAAUGUGCAAUCAUUACUAGAAGAUUUAGAAAUAAUGACGGGCCUAAAGGAAAAGAUUGAUAGCAGUAAGGCAUAUAAUUACCCAGCAAUUCAACUGAUUCAAGAUACAAAUUCAGAAUCUUUUGAUAAUAAAUACUACGUUUAUCACAUGCUAUUGAAAUGGAACGAAGGUGUCAGAGAUAUAGCGUUCAAAUUUCUACACUUUUCAAACCUAACACACCAAUUUAUGGAGCUGGCGUCCCAUAAGACAAAUAGGAUGUUUAACGAUAUUAUUAACAAAAGACAGCAAAAGGAUAACGUUAAUGAAGAGGAGGAUAUUUCAUCAAAGAUACAAAGGGUGAAGUCGGAGGUUGAGUUUGACAACGCAAACGACGAUGAGCAUGUUAAGGCCGCUUUGUUGGAGAUGUUCGAGGAGGGAUUGUCUCAACUGGGCAUUGACAUUAACCAUUCUAUCUCGAGAAAUCAUUUUGUUAAUUUUAUAUGUCCUCAAAUUCAACUGAUUAGUGAUGAUGACCCAAAUAUUUGUGUGUUAGUUUCAACUCCAAUAAUUCUUUUGAAAGUAUUGUCAUUUGAUGAAGAGACACCGGAUAAUGUAUAUCUAGAAAAUACGUUUUUGAAAAGAUACGGCCUAUUUUUAUCUAACGCUAAUGCAUUCAUUUUCCACAAGGAAAGAUUUGAUAAGUAUCCUGAAUUGGUGUUCGAUGCUAGUUUGUAUGGACAAGAGAAAGGAAGUGACUGGCCUCCAUGGCUGGGAGCAGAAGUUGCGUUCCAUCCAACUCCUCUAUCUAAAUUUGCUGUUAUUGAAAACUUUUCCGCAUUCACUUUCUUGCAAAAACUACUUCCUUUCUCUUCAAUGUACGACAUGGUGAAAGAUGUGAUUGAGAAUAAGAUUUCAGCCUGUCUACCACGUGUUAUUGUAUCAGCUACAUCUGAGGAUUAUUUGGCAAUUUACAAGAUCGUAACGAACUUAAUUCUUUACGUCGAACCAGAUAACAAGUCGUUGAAGAAGCAGAUUGAAACUGCCUCCUUAGCCUUUGAUUUUGAUGAUAUUGAAAGAAUUACGUCUUUGAUUGGCAACUUGACUAAUGCAGAACAGGUGCUGGAACGUAUUGUCAAAGAAUUUAUUUUUAAGAGAAGAUUGUUGAAGGAUGUGGAUUUGAUUGAUCUCUCCAAUAUUUAUAAUGAGCGUAUGAAUCAUCUCCUUCAGUUAUAUGUUAUUCUACGUGUUUUUACUGAAAGUAAUCGUGAUGAGAGUAAUUGUACAGUACUAUGGGACUUCAAAAUCAAAGAAGUUGUUUUGCAUAUGUUGCACAAUUCGAGUACACCGUUCUUGGAUGUUAUUGUGAAUAAUGUAAACUACCAACGUUUGCAGACAGAUACUGGAUUUACAGAUAAUAUGGUAUCUGUUCGUAAUAUCAACAUAUUCAAUCGUGACAAGGAUGCUAUAUAUCCAACAUUGGUAAAGCCAUAUUCUACUAGGAGAUUGCUGGAUACGCAAUACGAUGACCAGCCUGUUGUUGCAAUUCGUUGGGGAGUUGACAAGCCAGUUGGUGGGAUAAGAAUAGUCAAGUCAGUGACUACCAAUAUUACCGGUUUAGUGGUAACUCUAGAGGAAGAGACAAUCAAUAGAAUUAUAUCGUGGUUGUCUUUAGAACAUUUGAAGAAUUUAUCUCCAGAAAACGAAGACUCUGAUAAUUCAUCCAUGGGCUCUGAGUCCAUAUCAGAUAUGAGUUUCAGUCAAGAUACCCGCAUACAUAUUACUGGUACAAAAGAUAUUGAUGAGAUGUUUAAGAGAUCUACAAACUUUUUAACCAUAGAAAAUAUGUUGAUUAACAGUUUUAAAUUGAUGAUAAGUUACAAAGGCAAAGGUAAAAUGAGAUUAGCGAAUGUUACAAACUUUUUAUUCACUUUCCCUACAUUGAUAUUUGAAAACCAAACUAUGACACUGGCUGAUUUAAUGAUAAAAAUUAAAAAGAUUUUAAUAAAGGUGCUUAUAAAACAUACAGGUAAGUUUUUGGGCACAAAAUUGAAGAACCAUCCAUCAGAUUUAUCAAAAGAACAGCCUAAAGGAGAUGAUCGAAAGAUGAUAGAAUAUACGAAAACGGUGGAAAAUGGUCCAACAGUAGAUGCAAUUGGAUCAAAGGAUAUCACAGAGUGA